Molecule: messenger RNA, 1275 nt
Organism: Closterium sp. Naga37s-1
Lineage: Eukaryota; Viridiplantae; Streptophyta; Zygnematophyceae; Desmidiales; Closteriaceae
Source: the annotation of a GenBank genome assembly
AUGGGCCGGUCGCCGGCUAGACAAAUCCGCGUUGGACAAAACGGCGUUGGACAAAUCCGCGUUGGACGAAAUGGCAUUGGACAAAAUAGCAUUGGACAAAACGGUGUUGGACAAAACGGCGUUGGAAUAAUCCUCGUUGGACAAAACGACGUUGGACAAAACGACGUUGGACAAAAUGGCGUUGGACAAAACAGCGUUGAACAAAACGGCAUCGUACAAAUCGGCAUUGGACAAAUCGGCGUUGGACAAAUCGGCAUUGGACAAAUCGACGUUGGACAAAUCCGCGUUGGACAAAUCUGCGUAGAACCAAUCCGAGUUGGACAAAACGGCGAUGGACAAAUCCGCGUUGGACAAAACGGCGUUGGACAAAACGGAGUGGACAAAACGGCGUUGGACAAAACGGCGUUUGACAAAACGGCGUUGGAGAAAUCGGCGUUGGACAAAUCGGCGUCGGACAAAUCGGCGUCGGACAAAACGGCGUCGGACAAAUCGGCGUCGGACAAAUCGGCGUCGGACAAAUCGGCGUCGGACAAAUCGGCGUCGGACAAAUCGGCGUCGGACAAAUCGGCGUCGGACAAAUCGGCGUCGGACAAAUCGGCGUCGGACAAAUCGGCGUCGGACAAAUCGGCGUCGGACAAAUCGGCGUCGGACAAAUCGGCGUCGGACAAAUCGGCGUCGGACAAAUCGGCGUCGGACAAAUCGGCGUCGGACAAAUCGGCGUCGGACAAAUCGGCGUCGGACAAAUCGGCGUCGGACAAAUCGGCGUCGGACAAAUCGGCGUCGGACAAAUCGGCGUCGGACAAAUCGGCGUCGGACAAAUCGGCGUCGGACAAAUCGGCGUCGGACAAAUCGGCGUCGGACAAAUCGGCGUCGGACAAAUCGGCGUCGGACAAAUCGGCGUCGGACAAAUCGGCGUCGGACAAAUCGGCGUCGGACAAAUCGGCGUCGGACAAAUCGGCGUCGGACAAAUCGGCGUCGGACAAAUCGGCGUCGGACAAAUCGGCGUCGGACAAAUCGGCGUCGGACAAAUCGGCGUCGGACAAAUCGGCGUCGGACAAAAGGGCGUCGGACAAAAGGGCGUCGGACAAAAGGGCGUCGGACAAAUCGGCGUUGGACAAAACCGCGUUGGACAAAUCCUCGUUGGACAAAACGGCGUUGUACAAAACGGCGUUGGACAAAACGACGUUGGACAAAACGGCGUUGGACAAAACGGCGUUGGACGAAACGGCGGCAUUGGACAAAACUGCGUUGGACAAAACAAUGAGCGCGAAGUAG